Messenger RNA from Neolamprologus brichardi, 3866 nucleotides. RefSeq names its product collagen, type VIII, alpha 1a (gene col8a1a). NCBI's taxonomy places the organism in Eukaryota, Metazoa, Chordata, Actinopteri, Cichliformes, Cichlidae. Gene Ontology annotation, molecular function: protein binding. The record is from RefSeq and is a predicted model, not a curated record.
CAUCUGUUAUGAGCUCACUUGCUAGAGUUCUCUCUGCGUGGCUGUCUGCUAUUCUGUCUGAGAGUCUGAUUUUUUUCCAGUAAAGUUAUUCACAAAGGCCUUGGCCAUGCUUCCCCUCCUUGCCCCCCUCUUCCUGCUACAGCUUGUAGUUCUUACCUUUGUGAGUGGAGGAGCAUACUACGGUCACAAGCAGCAUCCUCAGCCAUACCAACCGAUGCAGCAUAUCCAACAUAUUGGCAUGGGCAAAGGUGGCUUUCCUCAGCAGCAGUACCUAGGCAAAGACAUGCCCUAUAUGCAGUAUCCCCAUUACAGCAAGGAGCUCCCACCAAUGCCCAUGCACAAGGGAAAGGAAAAUGCUCAUAAGGGGGGAGGCUACAAUGGUGGCAAAGACAAAGGCCAGACAAUUCCUAGUGGUGCUGAGGGAAUUCCCCAAGGAGAGCCAGGCCCUGCUGGGCCACCUGGGCCACUUGGACCAGAGGGACCUUCAGGACCUCCUGGGCCUCCAGGGAAUGGGUUGCCAGGACCUGCAGGACGGCCUGGACCUCCUGGUCCACCGGGAAUUCCAGGAGUUGGGAAACCAGGUUUUCCUGGGCUUCCUGGAAAACCUGGAGGAACUGGUAUUGUUGGCCCUCAAGGAGAAAUGGGCCCUAGGGGUGAAGAAGGGCCACCAGGACAGCCAGGGCCUCAAGGACCCCCAGGACCACCUGGACUUCCAGGAAUAGGUAAACCAGGUGUUCAAGGUUUACCAGGUCAAAUGGGGCCCAAAGGUGAGCCAGGUCACAAAGGUCUUCCAGGUUUACCAGGACUGCCAGGACCCAAAGGAGACAAAGGGAUGGGGCUGCCAGGACCACCUGGACACAAAGGGCUUCCAGGGCUCCCUGGGCCUGCUGGUCCAAGAGGAUUGCCUGGUUUUGGUAAACCUGGAUUGAAUGGCACACCAGGACCACAGGGACCAUCAGGGGAAAAGGGACAUCCAGGACAUCAAGGGCCAGCUGGACCACCAGGUGAAAAAGGACAGCCUGGCCCAGCAGGUCUACCUGGUCAAGGGAAGCCAGGUCAAAAUGGUCUACCAGGACAACCAGGCAUGCCAGGUGUGAAAGGUCUUCCAGGACCACCAGGUUUGCCAGGAAAGCCAGGAUUGCCAGGAUUUGGUAAACCGGGACUCCCAGGACCAAAGGGUGAUAAAGGUAUGAGUGGGCCACCUGGAUCACCUGGACCAAAGGGAGAUAAGGGUUACAGCGGUCUACCUGGUACGCCUGGACCUUCUGGACCAAAAGGUCCUGAAGGUCAUCCAGGCCCUACUGGACCCCCGGGGCCUACGGGUGCAUCUGGUCCUAAAGGAGAUUGUGGAGAAGAAGGACCUAAAGGUUUUGAUGGAGCUCAGGGUGAGCCUGGUCCUCAAGGGUUACCUGGAAAGGAUGGCCUGCCAGGAGACCAGGGAGAGCCAGGACCAAGAGGCCCACCAGGACCAAUUGGUGCCAAAGGAGACAUUGGACCUGAAGGUCUACCUGGUGUUCCUGGUUCUUCAGGACCUCCUGGUCCCAAAGGAGAAAGAGGGGAACCAGGUGAAGUGGGCCCCCAAGGCCCUAAAGGAAUCCCAGGAAUGGAUGGUGCAGCAGGACCAAUUGGGCCCCCUGGUCUUCAAGGACCAAAAGGAGAUUAUGGUCCUCCUGGUCCACCAGGCAUUGCAGUUGAAGGAGGUCCAGGUCUACCUGGUCCCAUAGGACCCCCAGGAAAAGAAGGCCCAUCAGGACCCCCUGGGCAACGAGGUCUGCCUGGCCCUCCUGGACCACCAGGUCCACCUGGAAUAACUAGUGUGUCACCUGAAAUGGCAGGAGUGCUUUCUGAGAUGGGCCCAAGACUAGACGGUGUUAAAGCUGGAAGUUAUGGCAAGAAGGGCAAGUAUGGAGGCAAUGGGGCAGAAGUAAUGGGUCCCAGUGGGCUGGAAAUGCCAGCAUUCACAGCUACAGCAAUGACUCCGUUUCCACCUGUCGGCACUCCAGUCAUCUUUGACAAGCUUUUGUACAAUGGUCGCCAAAACUACAACCCCCAGACAGGAAUUUUCACUUGUGAAGUACCUGGCAUUUAUUACUUUGCCUACCACAUUCAUUGCAAAGGAACUAAUGUCUGGGUCGCUUUAAUGAGAAACAAUGAGCCUGUAAUGUAUACAUAUGAUGAAUACAAAAAGGGUUUCCUAGACCAAGCAUCAGGGAGUGCAGUAUUACCUCUACAGCUAGGGGACACUGUGUAUAUUCAGCUGCCCUCAGAUCAGGCUUCAGGACUUUAUGCUGGACAGUACGUGCAUUCCUCCUUCACUGGGUACUUGUUAUAUCCAAUGUAAAACCACAAACUGCAGAGAGAGAGAGGCUUUGGUAAGAAGAACACAAGAGCUUAUUUUUAUAUGACAGAAAACACAGAUUACCUUACACUAAGUGUACUUUUAAUGCAAAGUCAGCAAGCAAAUAGUGUCAUCAACAGACAAGACAAGAUAAAAUAUUUUAAAGAAGAUAUUAAAUCUGGCAAAUUAAAUCUGUACGAAGCCAAAGAGAUGGUUUAAUUAGGAGAGCAAAAAUCUUUCUUUUACAGCACUGGAUGGUAUAAAAGAAUGUAAAAAAGGAAAAAAAACAGAAUUUAGAAAUGGCUACAAAGGUACUUUCAUGCGCAUAUUUCAAGAGUGGAAGUUAUUAGUAUAAACAUAGAAGGGAAGUAUAGGUAAAUGAGGUUAAAAAGAGAUGGUAUAAUGAUAGUCACACUGUUGCAGCUGUGUCAGAUUUGGUCCCUGUAUGUCUUUAAAAUUGGCAGCUACCCCAUGUGGCAACAUAUAAUGUGAAAGUAUAAAAUAGUAAGAUAGCAUUCAUUUCAACAGGAAAUAUAUUUUUUUGCAUGCAUAUAUUUGUAUAAUCAAUGACUUUUCUCUAGUGAUAACAAUAAGUAUGAAAACAAAAUCUCUUUCAAAUGAGAGUUCAGAUUGGAGCAAUGAAGUUUGCAUUACAGCAGUCUGUACAUUGCCAUGUUUUAUUUUUGUUUGUUUAUUUUUUAGAUAAAUAUAUUUCUAUUUGUGUUGGUAUCUACAUUGGGUUGCAGAGGACUAAACCUGGGGGUAAAGAUCAUUUUAAUUCUAAUGUUCAGUAGACUGGACUGUUAAGAACAAGACUUGAGUGAAGGAAUUGUAUGUAUAUGGGACGACUGGUACUGGUUGGUGAGCUGAAACAGCAGUUAGUGUACUCUUCUUUAGAAAGAUGCUACACAAUGCAUAGAUUGUCAAAAUUAAGUCAGUCAAUAACCUGAGUGUGUUGCUGGCUGAUUAUUGGUCUUGAGUGAGGUUUAAAUUUUAAGAAUGUAUCAUAAGUUUUAUUUUUCUGAGGUAGGUUUGUGGUUAUUGUGUUGUAUUAGAAUUGGAAAUAGGACACAGUUUUGCUCUGAUCUAUUAAAACCACUCAGUAUACUCUAAUAAAUAUUGGUACAUUAUCAUCCUAACAUUUCACACUUAACAAAAAUUCUUUACCACCAACUAAACAGUUGAAUUAUAUGUCAGUGUUACGUGAAAACAAACACAAAGUUGCAUGUUUACAGAUGGUUUAUAGUGCAAAACAAUACUCCACAGCCAAUCCCAUUGAUAUUAACAAGUCUCCGAACUGCAAGUUGCCGAGUCUUCCUUUAAAGUCAAAACCAGUGUUACCCGUUAAUAUUUUUAUUUACUGCUUUUACAUAAAAAUGAACUGAUUAUAUUCUUUGACUGUUUUGCAGGCCAUAUUAUUAUUUUUUCCACGGAAGCAUAUCACAGUGCAUUAUAGUUGUUGUGAGUAUAAUUACAAAUAAGAUGGCAGAAUAUGUGGAAAACAGUUUAUAGAUGUUUAAAAGAGCGA